Macrobrachium nipponense is the source of this 2889-nucleotide messenger RNA. RefSeq names its product basic proline-rich protein-like. Bases 1 to 2889 code for a protein of 962 amino acids. Lineage: Eukaryota; Metazoa; Arthropoda; Malacostraca; Decapoda; Palaemonidae. The record is from RefSeq and is a predicted model, not a curated record. The transcript has 3 exons.
AUGAUCACCCAUCUUCCACCCCCCGGCCACCACACCCUGACCACCACCAUCCCCCCCCCUGCACCAAACCCCCACCACCACUAUCCCAGCGCUGGCACUGCUCCCAUCCGCCCCAGGUCACCCAUCUUCAUCCCGGGCACAGCACCCCCACCACCACCAUCCCCGCCCCUUCCCCCGCGGGCACCACACCACCACCACCUAUCCCCCACGGCACUGCAACCCCCACCACCAUACCCCCCAUCCCCAGCCCCCUCAGCCACUGCACCCCCACCAUCCCCCACCACCGUGCCCCCCACCACCACCACCUCCUGGUCCCCCCCGCCAUCCACACCCCCGCCCCCCACCGCCAUCCCAGCCCCUCCACCCUGCCACCGCACCCCACCGCCACCACCCAUCCCCAGGGCCCCCUGCCACAGCACCCCCCUAACCACCAUCCAUGGACCCCUGGCCACCACACCCUCACCACCACCAUCCAGGGCACCCCCCCACCCACCGCACCCCCCGCCACCACCAUCCCAGCCCCCCACCCAACCCAACCCCACUGCAUCCCUACCACCACCAUUUCAGUCCCCUCGCCACUGCACCCCACCAACACCAUCACCCCCCGCCACCGCACCCCCACCCCCACCCCCCCCAUCCCUGGCCCCCCCCUGCCACUACACCCCACCACCACCAUUCCCCCACCAUCUCACACACCACCACCUUUCCUUGCCCCUUCCCCCACCACCACCAUCCCCAGUCCCCCCCUGCACCACACCCUACCAUCCCCACGGCCCCCCACCACCGCACCCUCACCACCACCAUCCCCUGCCCUCCCGCCACCACACCCCACCACCACCAUCCCCUGCCCCCACCAACACACCCCACCACAACCAUCCCUGGCCCCCUCGCCACGACACCACCACCACCAUCCCCAGCCCCCCAGCACCGGACCCCCACCAGCACCAUCCCUCCCUGGUCCCCCGCCGUCCAGGACCACCCACCACCACACCAACCCCAUCCCCCAAGCGCCGUGACCGCUCACACCACCCACCCCAGCGCCGCGACUUCCCACCACCACCACCACCACCACCACCACCCACCCCAGCGCCGCAACCACUCACCACCACAAUACCACCUCCACCACCCACCCCAGCGCCCGACCGCCCACUACCACCAUCACCACCACCACCACCACUCCCCACGCCGGGACCGCCCACUACACACCACCCCACCACCACCACCACCUUACCACCAGUGCCGGGACCGCCCACCCACCACCACACCACCACCCCACCCCUAGCCCCAGUUGUCCGCCACCCUCACCACCACCACCACCACCACCCACCCCAGCGCCGGAUCGCCACUCACCACCACCACCACACCCACCCCAGCGCCGGAUCGCCCCCACUCACCAGCCACCACCACCACCACCACCCCCUUCCCCGGGCCUACCACCACCACACCAGCGCUGGGACCGCCAACCACCACCACCACCACCACCCCCUACCAAACCCCCUUCCGGGACCGCCCACCACCACCACCAACCCCAGCACCGGGACCGCCCACCACCACCACCACCAACCCCAGCGCCGUGACUGCCCACCAUCAACCUCAGCGCCGAGACCGCCCAACCACACCCAAACCCAGCACCUUUCGCCCACCUCACCACCACCACCCCCCAUCCCGCGCCGGGAUCCGCCCUCACCACCACCACCCCACCCACCCCAGCGCCGGAUCGCCACUCACACCACCACCACCACAACCACCCUCCCCAAGCGCCCUGGGACCGCCCUCCAUUACCACCACCACCAUGACCCACUCCCUGCGCCGGGACCGCCCGCCACCACCACCACCACCACCAACCCCACUGCCGGGACCGGCCACCACCACCACCAACCCCAGCGCUGGGACCCGCCCACCACCACCACCACCAACCCCAGCGCCGUGACUGCCCACCAUCAACCUCAGCGCCGAGACCGCCCACCACCAAACCCAGCACCUUGGCCGCCCACCACCACCACCAACUCCAGCGCCGGGACCGCCCACUACCACCACCAACCCCAGCGCCGGGACCGCCCACCAUCACCAUCAACCCCACCCAGCACCUCCGGGACCGCCCGCCCACCACCACCACCACCAACCCCUCCAGCGCCGCCUGCCCACCACCACCAACCAACCCCAGCGGCCGUGACCAGCCACCACCACCACCCCGCGCCAGCCCGCCAGGGACGCCCACCACCACCACCAACCCCAGCGCCGGGACCGCCCACCACCACCACCAACCCCAGCGCCGGGACCGCUCCACCACCACCACCAACCCCAUGCUCCGGGACCCCGCCCUUCCACCACCACCAACCUCCGCGCCUGGACCCCAGCCCACCACCACCACCAACCCCAGGCUCCAGGGACCGCCCUCCAACCACCACCAACCCCAGCUCCCGGACCGGGGGGGGGGGACCCCUCACCACCACCACCAACCCCAGCGCCGGAUCUCCUGCUCCCAACCACCACCACCAACCCCAAGACAGCCGCCGGGACCGGGCCUCCACCACCAACCACCAACCCCCAGCCCGGACCGCCCACCACCAACCCAAGCGCCUGGACCGCCCACCACUAAGACAACCACCAACCCCUGUACCGCCCACCACCACCACCAACCCCAGGCCUGGCAUCGCCUGUCUCUCCCCACUCCUUCCCACCACCAAACCAAGCUUCUUCCUCAUCACGCGUUUAUUCUUCUUCUUCGACUGUCUUACGUUCUCCUUCCUCUUCUUGUAUUUUACGUCCCAAGCUUUGUUCUGGCUCCACGUCUUCAUUGUUCUUGCUGGCCAGUCUUGCUUCCAUCCUCCUCUGCUUGAUUCAAAUGAUGGUGCAUCGCACUUGCCCCUUCAGUUGCAGCUGUCGUAA